Penicillium atrosanguineum is the source of this 855-nucleotide messenger RNA. RefSeq lists its product as uncharacterized. The transcript is spliced from 2 exons. The record is from RefSeq and is a predicted model, not a curated record. NCBI's taxonomy places the organism in Eukaryota, Fungi, Ascomycota, Eurotiomycetes, Eurotiales, Aspergillaceae. The coding region runs from base 1 to 855 and encodes 284 amino acids.
AUGCGGCCGAGGACCAGGCCGCUAAGGCCUAUUCCCGAGAUUGUCGCCUCCCAUCUCCAAUUUGCGAUCGAUGUCCUCAAGGAAACACCACGGAUGAUGGUUCUUCAGAAUCAGACCCCGUGGUGCCAUCCCUCUCUUUACAAGAAACAAAUGCCAAGAGCAAUGCAAGAUGCUUACGCCUGCUGCUCCCUCUACAUGUCCAAAACCGAAAUAAACGCCCCGGUGAUCAUGUCCCUCUUUGACAAUCGAACCAGAGAGCUCGUUGAAUCGCCAGAACCAACAGACACCCGAGAAAUACUUGCUCGCACCCACGCUCUAAUUCUUUAUCAAAUAAUGCGCCUAUUUGACAGCGACAUCGGCGCUCAAGCAACAACCGAAGCCCUCUUCACAACUCUGGAAGCAUCGGUCCUCACCCUUCUGAGAACAAUCUAUAUUCCAGAUCCGAAACAGUCGACAGAACUUCUUCCCUUCUUCAUGAACCCAACUAUCGAGUUCUGGGAGUCAUGGGUCUUACAGGAAUCCGCUCGACGUACUGUCCUAUUGACAUAUUACUUUAUGCAAAUCUACAAACUCCUGCAUGGCAUGACCCCCGUCCAAUGUGAUGGCAAGCUUGGGAUUUUUGGAGACCAUGCGUGGUAUCUGUCGGCUCAUUUGUGGAAUGCACAGAGUGCGUUCGACUUCGCAAUUGCAUGGGCGGAGCGGGAGCAUUUCAUCGUGUAUAAUCUUGAUUUCACCUUGGCUUUGAUGAAUGCGCAGCCUAGUGAUUUGGACUUGUUUGGAAAAAUGCUCUUGGUGACAGUUUUAGGAUUGGAUAACGCCAGAGCUUGGUUUCACGUUCGUGGCGCUAUCCUGUGA